Molecule: messenger RNA, 1161 nt
Organism: Sodiomyces alkalinus F11
Lineage: Eukaryota; Fungi; Ascomycota; Sordariomycetes; Glomerellales; Plectosphaerellaceae
Exons: 2
Coding region: 245-787 (180 amino acids)
Source: RefSeq, a predicted model, not a curated record
ACGAAAUCGGUCCGUACUACACUACACCAACAACAAUUGACGGCGUGCAACGUACAUCAUUCCCCCUCAGUUCCUCUACGAACGAAGCUGGAGACGGAUGAAGCUCGAACAAUAAAACACCCAGACGAUACCACCGUUCCCAUCGACCAGCGUCGUCAUCAACUUUCAAAGUCACGAACCGGUCAGCAAGCCAUUCGGCGUCCCUUUAUCGCCAGUCACGCUCUACUCUCCGCCUCAUCACGUCAUGGCGCCCACGUCAUAUAACAAGCAGAACGCCGAGGACGAUGCUCGCGGUAUCCGUGCCUUCAGCCGCCGCCAGCUCGACCGCGUCAUCAGCCCCUCCACGCGCCAGAACCUCUACGCCGCGACGCUCGACUUUGCUCAAGAGCGUCCUCUCUUCUUCGCCUUCCUUCUCUUCCAACUUCUCUUCUCCUUCCUCCCUCUCGUAACCUUCGCCGUCUUUGCGCUCUCGCUCGCGACCCUGGCCCUCGGCGCCGCUAUCGUAUUCUCGCUCUUCUGGAUCGGCAUCGCCCUGCUUGUCCUCGUGCCCACCCUGUUCCUGACCUCGUCCAUCGGGCUUCUUGUCUGGGUCUGGGCUGCAGGGAGUUUCGUGGUCGCUAAGAGGCUUUGGGCGCUCGCGUCACAUUCUCCUGCCGAUCACGGCUACGACGGGGCGUUCAUGAAGGGGACGAAUGAGAAGAUUGGGGCCAAUGGAAACAAGGAGGCAGGCGAGAAGAAUGGGGAGAAGUCUUCGGCGGUUGUCGUGAAGGAGGAGGAAGAGGACUGACUCUUGAAGAAAUGAGGUUUUAAAUUUCUUUCGUCCCCCUCCCUUCUUUUACCUACAUCCUCGGGAGACACGGAUUGGCGAUGUUCGGACAUGGGCGGAUGAGCAUGCAAAAGCGGUCAUCGGACUAAAACGACAGUAUGGAUAAUCUCGACGACAGAAUGAAUGAUUAUUGGGGGUUUUUCUUUCUGAUUCUGGUACAGUUAUGGGGGAAUCUCGGGAUACAGCAAGAACUUAUGUGUAAACACGAAGGUUCGGGAAUGGGUUAGGAGUUGUGGAUUAGGUAUUACUUUUCCUUAGCUUCAACCUGCAUGACUUUGACCACCAAUUUGCUCAGUUUCGCGGUCGUAAUCGGCAUCAUUUUGGAAGCGACGCGU